Molecule: messenger RNA, 1230 nt
Organism: Loxodonta africana (African savanna elephant)
Lineage: Eukaryota; Metazoa; Chordata; Mammalia; Proboscidea; Elephantidae
Product: olfactory receptor 5W2-like
Exons: 1
Coding region: 4-936 (310 amino acids)
Biological process (GO): sensory perception of smell; G protein-coupled receptor signaling pathway
Cellular component (GO): membrane
Molecular function (GO): odorant binding; G protein-coupled receptor activity; olfactory receptor activity
Source: RefSeq, a predicted model, not a curated record
AGAAUGGAUGGAAAAAAUUGUUCUUCGUUGACUGAAUUCCACCUCUUGGGAAUUACUAAUAACCCUGAGAUCAAAGCAACCAUAUUUGCCACGUUUCUCGUCAUAUAUCUCAUUAUUCUUGUGGCAAAUCUUGGAAUGAUCAUUUUAAUUAAAAUGGACUCCCAGCUUCAAACACCAAUGUACUUUUUCCUCAGCCACCUCUCCUUCUGUGACCUCUGUUAUUCCACAGCAAUUGGGCCCAAGAUGCUGGUGGACCUCUUAACAAAAGACAGAUCAAAUUCUUUCUAUGGCUGUGCUCUGCAAUUCUUCAUCUUCUGUGUCUUUGCAGAUUCUGAGUGUCUCCUGCUGGCAGUGAUGGCCUUUGAUUGGUACAAGGCCAUUAGCAACCCCUUGCUCUAUACAGUCGACAUGUCCAGCAGGGUGUGCUCCGUGCUCAUGGCUGGGGUUUACCUGGUGGAUACAGUGGACGCUUUGAUACACACCACGUUAACUUUCCGCUUAUGUUUCUGUGGGUCAAAUGAAAUUAAUCAUUUCUUCUGUGAUUUACCUCCACUUUUCCUCCUUUCCUGUUCUGAUAUUCAGGUCAAUGAGUUGGCAUUAUUCACUGUUUUUGGCUUCAUUGAACUGAGUACCAUUUCAUGGGUUCUUGUCUCUUACUGUUACAUCAUCCUCUCAGUCUUAAAGAUCUGCUCUGCUGAGGGAAGGUUCAAAGCUUUCUCCACCUGCACCUCUCACUUAACGGCUGUUGCAAUUUUCCAGGGAACUAUGCUCUUUAUGUAUUUCCGACCAAGUUCUGCCUACUCUCUAGAGCAAGACAAAAUGACCUCAUUGUUUUAUACCCUUGUCAUCCCCAUGUUAAACCCUCUGAUUUACAGUCUACGGAACAAGGAUGUGAAAGAGGCUCUGGAAAAACUGAAAAAUAAAAAGCUGUUUUAAAUAGUUAUACACACACAUAAACAGUUGUUUUCUUCAAAUCAUUUAGUAUAGAACAAUGUGAUCUCAAAUACUUUAAUACAAUGAGUAUUUAUACAAAUUCUCAACUAUACCAGAUGUUAGGUAGUUUCCUAAACAUUCUAUAAUUUUUAUGUGUUUUCAAUUUAAGCACAGUACUCUCUAAUUUUGCAAAACAGUUUUGUCUCCUAAGUGUGCCGAAAUCUUAUUUGUUCAAUGUUUCCAUCCUAGUUAACUGGUGUUGCUAUAACAGAAAUACCACAAGUGGAUGACUAUAAC